AGACUGAAGCCCAGUUGGGGGUCUAUGUAAUGGCCCCUGGAAUUGGCUGAGCAGAGAUUUGAACCCUGUUCAGUCUAGUUCUCCUAUAAACAGGCAAGAAAGGGAAGGCGCUGAGCUGGGAACCCCAGCACGGUGUAGUAACCCAAGGAGGCAGGGAGACCCGCUGCCCCAGAGGCUGAGAGCCAUGAACUUGUGUUUAUUUUCCGAGUCUCCCCGAGCUGGUAUGCAGACCUCAUGCCCACCCCUUCCCAGCUUCCUGCGGGGCUGCUGCCCUUCUGAGGCGGGACUGGGGCUCAGGGGUUGAGGUAUCCAUCGGGGAGGCAGGCACCACCCAGCGAGAUGACAGACGCCAGAAGCCCUCCCUGAACAAAGACUGGGAGGGAGGCAGCCUGGUGUGUCCCCACCCCGCCUCCCCCAGCGCCUGCGGAGCCACGACCACAGACAGCGAGGCGGAGCGAGCAUGGCGGGGUCCCCGGCAGCUCCGCCGCCCCUCGUCCUGCAGCUCACCACCUUGGUGAGCCUGGCUCUGGCCCCAGGAAUAGGCGGGGGUGGGGCCUUCCCCAGGGACCCCCCUGGGCAUGCUGACAUCCAUGACGACCAGCAGCGGGCACCAGCCCACUCCUCAGCCCCUGCUGGGGCCCCCCACGAGCAGGAGCACCCCCUGGAGGAACGGUGGGGAAGGCUGGAGGCGGAGGUGAUGAAGCUCAGAGAGCAGAACAGGGAACUGCAAGUGAGGGUGAGGCAACUGGAAUCCUGUGAGUGUCUCCCAGCCUCUCUCCAGUGCUGGGGGCUGGGGCGAGCAUGGCCGGAGGGGGCUCGUUGGGAGCUUGAUGCCUGCACAGUCUGUGUCUGCCAGGACAGGGCGGCACGCUGCAGCCCCAAACCCGGCCUGCCCUGUCGCCGUGGAAGAAUUUCAGCUGGUAGUGCAAAAGGCUGUGAGUAUGAGGGGAAGCUGUAUGAGGAGGGGACCAGCUUCCCGUCCAGCUCCAACCCUUGUCUCUGGUGCUCCUGCCUGAAGAGCCUGGUUCACUGUGUGCCCAUGAGCUGCCCACCCCGCCCCUGCCCUGAAUCAGUCCUGAAGCCUGGGCACUGCUGCCCAGCUUGCCGAGUCUCAGGCUGCACAGAAGGCGGCUCUCGCUGGGAGCAUGGCCAAGAGUGGACCGCACCUGGGGACCCCUGCCGGAUCUGCCAGUGCCUGGAGGGCCACAUCCAGUGCCGCCAGCGAGAAUGCACCAGCCUGUGCCCAUACCCUGCCCGGCCCCUCCCAGGCACCUGCUGCCCUGUGUGUGAUGGCUGUUUCCUAAAUGGGCGGGAGUACCACAGCGGGGAAUCCAUGGGCUCCAAGGACCCCUGUUUGCACUGCCACUGCGCUAACGGGAGUGUCCAGUGUAAACCUCCACCCUGCCCACCUGCACCCUGCAGGCACCCCGGCAGGAUCCCUGGGCAGUGCUGCCCAGGCUGUGAUGGAUGUGAGUUCCAGGGACACCAGUAUCAGAGCAAGGAGACCUUCAGACUCCAGGAGGGUGGCCGCUGCAUUCUCUGCUCCUGCCAGGCUGGCGAUGUCUCCUGUGAGGAGCAGGAGUGCCCGGUUGCCCCCUGCUCCCUGCCUGACUCUGGCCCCCGGCUCUGCCCAGCCUGCACACUCGAUGGAGAGGAGUUUGCAGAGGGCGUCCAGUGGGAGCCUGAUGGUCGGCCCUGCACAGCCUGCUCCUGUCAAGAUGGGGUGCCCGUGUGCGGGGCUGUACUCUGCUCCCCAGUCCCCUGCCAGCACCCUACCCAGCCCCCUGGUGCCUGCUGCCCCGGCUGUGAUAGCUGCACCUACCACGGCCAAGUGUACGCCAAUGGGCAGAACUUCACAGAUGCAGACAGCCCUUGCCACACCUGCCGCUGCAAGGAUGGGACUGUGAGGUGUGUCCUGGUCGACUGCCCUCCCACAACCUGUGCCAGGCCCCAGAGUGGCCCUGGCCAGUGCUGCCCCAGGUGCCCAGACUGCAUCCUGGAGAAACAAGUGUUCGUGGACGGUGAGAGCUUCUCUCACCCCCGAGACCCCUGCCAAGAGUGCCAAUGUCAGGAAGGCCAUGCCCACUGCCAGCCUCGGGCCUGCCCCAGGGCCCCCUGUGCCCACCCGCUGCCUGGUCCCUGCUGCCAGAACGACUGCAAUGGAUGUGCCUUUGGCGGGAAAGAGUACCCCAGUGGAGCAGACUUCCCCCACCCCUCCGACCCUUGCCGCCUGUGUCACUGUCUGAGCGGCAACGUGCAGUGCCUGGCUCGCCGCUGCCCACCGCCGCCCUGUCCAGAGCCAGUCCAGCUGCCAGGAAAGUGCUGCCUGCAGUGUCCCGCCGCCUUCUCCAGCUGCCCGAGGCCCGGGAGCGCGGUCCCUGCCCGGCACCAGGAGCAUUUCUCUGCACCCAACAACCCCUGCCACCGUUGCCUCUGCCUCCAUGGUUCUGUGUCCUGCCAGCGGCUGCCCUGCCCACCUGUGCCCUGUGCCCACCCGCGCCAGGGGCCCUGCUGCCCCUCCUGUGACGGCUGCCUGUACCAGGGGAAGGAGUUUGCCAGCGGGGAGCGCUUCCCUUCACCCACUGCCUCGUGCCACAUCUGCCUCUGCUGGCAGGGCAGCGUCAGCUGCGAGCCCAGGACCUGUGCCGCUGCGCAGUGCCCUUUCCCUGCCAGGGGUGACUGCUGUCCUGCCUGUGAUGGCUGUGAGUAUCUAGGGGAGUCCUACCUGAGCAGCCAGGAGUUCCUGGAUCCCCGAGAGCCCUGCAACCUGUGUGCCUGCCUCAGAGGCUUCGUGACCUGUGGCCGCCGGCCCUGUGAGCCUCUGGGCUGCAGCCACCCGCUCACCCUGCCUGGGCACUGCUGCCCAACCUGCCAGGGAUGCCUCUAUCACGGGGUCGCUGCUGCCCCUGGAGAGACCCUUCCUGACCCGCUUGAUCCCACCUGCUCCCUCUGCACCUGCCAGGAAGGGUCCAUGCACUGCCAGAAGAAGCCAUGUCCUCCAGUCCUCUGCCCCCACCCCUCUCCAGGACCCUGCUUCUGCCCUGUUUGCCACAGCUGCAUCUCCCAGGGCCGGGAGCACCAGGACGGGGAGGAGUUGGAGGGGCCUCCAGGCAGCUGUGAGCGGUGUCGCUGUCAGGCUGGCCAGAUCAGCUGCAUGCGGCUGCGGUGCCCACCCCUGCCCUGCACACAGCAGGUCACAGAGCAGGGAAGCUGCUGCCCUCGCUGCAGAGACUGUGAGCACAAGGGUCGAAAGUAUGAGCCAGGGCAGAGCUUCCAGCCUGGGGCAGACCCCUGUGAAGUGUGCAUCUGUGAGCUGCAGCCUGAGGGGCCUCCCAGCCUUCGCUGUCACCGGAGGCAGUGUCCCAGCCUCGUGAACUGCCCCACCAGCCAGCUCCUGCCCCCUGGGCCCCAGCACUGCUGCCCGACCUGUGCCCAGACACUGAGUGACUGCGCACAGGGCCUGCUGGGGGCUGAGCUGGCCCCGCCCGACCCCUGCCACACCUGUCGGUGCCAGGACCGGACUUGGCUCUGUAUUCACCGGGCCUGUCCUGAGCUCAGCUGUCCCCUGUCAGAGCACCAUACCCCCCCUGGGAGCUGCUGCCCCAUGUGCCUGGAAUGUGUGGUGGAGGCGGAGGGCCGGAGAGUGGCAGACGGAGCAAGCUGGCGGGACUCCAACAACAGCUGCAUUACUUGCACCUGCCAUGGGGGCCACGUGGAGUGUCACCAGGAGGAGUGCCAGGCCCUCUCCUGUCCCUACGGCUGGGCAAAGGUGCGAGAGGCUGGCAACUGCUGUGAAAGAUGCCAAGCCCCUGCCCAGUCGUGUACACACCAGGGCCGGGCAGUGGCCUCUGGGGAGCGGUGGGCCGUGGAUGCUUGCACCAGUUGCUCUUGCGUGGCUGGCACCGUGCGCUGCCAGAGCCAGCGCUGCCCGCCGCUCUCCUGUGGCCCCGCCGAGGCCCCCUUCCUAAGACCCGGCAGCUGCUGCCCCCGCUGCCUGCACCGGCCGGCUUCCUGCAUGGCCUUCGGAGACCCCCAUUACCGCACCUUCGAUGGCCGCCUGCUGCACUUCCAGGGCAGCUGCAUCUAUGUGCUGGCCAAGGACUGCCAUGGAGGGGACUUCAGCGUGCACGUGACCAACGAUGACCGGGGCAGGAGGGGCGUGGCCUGGACCCAGGAGGUGACGGUGUUGCUGGGAGACUUGGCGGUGCAGCUACUGCAAGGCGGGGCGGUCACGGUGGACCGGCGCCCUGUGGCCUUACCCUUCCUGCAGGAGCCCCUGCUGUAUGUGGAGCUGCAGGGACGCACAGUGAUCCUGCACGCCCAGCCAGGGCUCCAGGUGCUGUGGGAUGGACGGUCCCAGGUGGAGGUGAGAGUGCCAGGCUCCUACCGGGGCCAGGUCUGCGGGCUCUGCGGGAACUUCAAUGGCUUUGCCCAGGAUGAUCUCCGGGGCCCAGAGGGGCUGCUCCUGCCCACUGAGGCUGCGUUUGGGAAUAGCUGGCAGGUCCCAGAGGGGCAGGGACCUGGUCAGCCCUGUUCCCAGGGCCUCGAGGUGGAUCCGUGCCGGGCAGCAGGUUACCGUGCCAGGCGGGAGGCUAAUACCCGGUGUGGGGUGCUCAAGUCCUCCCCGUUCAGCCGCUGCCAUGCUGUGGUGCCACCAGAGCCCUUCUUUGCCGCCUGUGUGUAUGACCUAUGUGCUUGUGGCCCCGGCUCCUCAGCUGACACCUGCCUCUGUGAUGCCCUAGAAGCCUACGCCAGCCACUGUCGCCAGGCAGGGGUGACCCCUGCUUGGCGGGGCCCCACUUUCUGUGUGCUGGGCUGCCCCCUGGACCGUGGCUUCGUGUUUGAUGAGUGUGGCCCGCCCUGUCCCCGCACCUGCUUCAACCAGCAUGUCCCCCUGGGGGAGCUGGCAGCCCACUGCCUGAGGCCCUGCAUUCCCGGCUGCCAGUGCCCUGCAGGUCUGGUAGAGCACGAGGCCCACUGCAUUGCACCAGAGGCCUGUCCUCCAGUCCAACUCACUGGCGACCAGCCACCGAGUGCUGUGCCCAGCCCCAGCCAGGAGCCCCAGGGGGCACCCUGAGCCAGGACAACACUGGGACACAUCAGGCCACAAGCCACCCUUUGGAGAACAGCUCCCACCCUGGCUAGAGCUGUGGAGAGACUGCCCCACCUGGGCACUGGGGGCCUGGACCUGUGUCCCACAAAGACCUAGCUGUGUUCAGUCAGAAGCAGUAAACUUGGGGCCUGCUGUGA
Manis pentadactyla (Chinese pangolin) is the source of this 5250-nucleotide messenger RNA. RefSeq names its product kielin cysteine rich BMP regulator (gene KCP). The transcript has 38 exons. The record is from RefSeq and is a predicted model, not a curated record. Gene Ontology annotation, molecular function: protein binding. Lineage: Eukaryota; Metazoa; Chordata; Mammalia; Pholidota; Manidae. Bases 461 to 5077 code for a protein of 1538 amino acids.